ACAGGGAGAGUUGAAUUUCACUGCCUUGUAAUAGGCUCCUGGGAGGUGCUGAGGCAGCAGAAGCAUCAGUACACCAACCAGCUUGCCAAAGAAACUGACAAAUACAUCAAAGAGUUUGGAUCUCUGCCUGCCACCAGUGAACAGCGCCAGAGGAAGAUCCAGAAGGACCGCCUGGUGGGGGAGUUCACCUCUGCGCUGACUAACUUCCAAAGGCUCCAGAGACAAGCUGCUGAGAAAGAAAAAGACUUUGUGGCCAGAGUGAGAGCCAGCUCCAGGGUGUCUGGUGGAGCUCCUGAAGACAGCAGCAAAGAAGGAACAUUUGCCUCCUGGGACAGUCAAGCUCAAGCACAAGUGCAAGAUGAAGAAAUCACAGAAGAUGACCUCCGGCUUAUUGAGGAGCGAGAGUCUUCCAUUCGGCAGCUUGAGGCAGAUAUCAUGGACAUAAAUGAAAUCUUCAAAGAUCUGGGAAUGAUGAUUCAUGAGCAGGGUGAUGUCAUAGACAGCAUAGAAGCCAACGUGGAAAGUGCAGAAGUACAUGUGCAGCAAGCAAACCAGCAGCUCUCGAGAGCAGCAAACUACCAGCAAAAGUCGCGCAAGAAGAUGUGCAUCCUGUUGGCCAUCCUGGGCGUUGGAGUGCUGCUGCUGGUCCUGAUCUUCUCGUUAUAUGCAAGAUAAGUGGCUGCAGGAAGUGGUGGGAUUUGCCAUUCUGUGAUGAAAGGAAACAGUUUGCUGAUUGUGGAGCCAAGUAAAAUAAUGAUUCUGUUCUUCGCACUUUGUCAGACGCUUUUGUUGGCACCUGAGAAGUGCUGCUGUCUGUGUCACUGCCUGCCCUGCUGAGUGCUCUUACCACAGUCAGGUCACAGACUGUUCUGUGAAGAGGUUUUUAUGUGUAAGUGAAGAUUUAGGGGGGUAAUCAAAAUCCUAAUCAUUCAUUUUGACAGGGUGGUUGUUGCCAAAACGAACUUCUGAACUGCUGCUUAAGGCCAUGGAUUUGCAUCGCAGAAUCGAUUUUUAAGUUAGAAAUGUCCUCAUCUCUCCCUGCCAGCCCCCUCCCCUGCCCAGCCAGUACAGGUGACUCAGAAAAUAAAAUGUUGGUUGCUGAAGUGGCUGUGAUCUGUCUUUUGUAAGUGAAGCCUUUGAAUCAAGUCUCCAUGUUGCCUGAGAAUUUUAACCAUGCAAUCACAAUAAAGGUCUUUUAAAGAGUC
Molecule: messenger RNA, 1205 nt
Organism: Pogoniulus pusillus (Red-fronted tinkerbird)
Lineage: Eukaryota; Metazoa; Chordata; Aves; Piciformes; Lybiidae
Gene: STX7
Product: syntaxin 7
Exons: 8
Biological process (GO): vesicle fusion; intracellular protein transport; vesicle-mediated transport
Cellular component (GO): SNARE complex; synaptic vesicle; membrane
Molecular function (GO): SNARE binding; SNAP receptor activity
Source: RefSeq, a predicted model, not a curated record